GCAACUGGAUUGAACACAUCCCAUCACUGAUCUAAUAAUCACCUACUCACGAAUGCUGUUUAGUGGUUGACUAGCUAAUUCAAGGAAAUGUUAGCCGAACUUAUCGCAAGAGAAACAAAACUUCGCGUUCUAUUAUUUAUACGGGAAAGUAUGUAUUUUAACACAAAACAAAGUGCAUAUUAAAACAACUUUUUUCCCACAAGAACAAAGGUUAUUUCGAACAGGAAGUACAGCAACUGUCGAUCUAGUGAUUCUGAAUUCAUAGCCUGCAAGGGGUGCUUGGAAACCCCGAGGAUUCGCGGCCUGGUCUGGAGUUCGUCAACAUUCAUUGAUGUUCGGAGUGAAAUUGUCGGAUCGAUCAACAAAGAUGGUGUUAAUGGGUCUUCUGAAGUGUGUGGGCUUUUGGUGAAACACGGUUACAGCAGCAACUAGUUAGAUAUCUCGUCUGAAAUCGAAGGGUGGAAGAUAGGUCCUCGGACCGUGCACUGAAAGUGACACCGCUGCAGCAGACAUGAUGGAAGAACUCCACAGCCUGGAUCCACGGCGACAGGAGCUGCUGGAGGCUCGCUUCACAGGAAUGGGAGUGGCCAAGGGUUCAGUACAAAACGAGUCGUCCAACCAGAGUGUGGGAUCUCUGAGUGACAAGGAGCCGGAGACACCAGAGAAGAAGCCCAGCGACCAGAGAACCAGGAAGAGAAAAGGCGAGCAGCAAGACAAGGGAUCCGCAAGAAGUCACAAAAUUAGCGAUUACUUUGAGUUUGCCAGUGGCAGUUGCCCUGCUUUGAGUCCUGUGGCGCGGGUCCUUCCUCCCCUGGUGCGCUCCUCUUCUCAGCACUCUAACCCCCCCAUGGCGGUGCAGCAGGGCAGUCCUUCGUCGGCGAGCUCAGCAGCUCUCACCGAGCCCUUGUCGUCGUCGUCAUCCUCCUCGUUGUUCUCGUCGUCCCACAAAGCUACUCAGUCGGACUUGACGCUUGACAAGCUGAUGGCUUUAGAGAACAACAAGACCUCCGACCUGGAGAAGAAAGAGGGGAGGAUAGAUGACUUGCUGAGGGCUAACUGUGACCUGCGGCGACAGAUCGAUGAGCAACAGAAGGCACUGGAGCGCUACAAGGAGCGCCUCAACAAGUGUGUGACCAUGAGCAAAAAGCUCCUCAUCGAAAAGUCAAAGCAGGAGAAGAGGGCGUGCCGGGACAAGAGCAUGCAAGACCGCUUGCGCCUGGGCCACUUCACCACCGUGAGACACGGAGCUUCGUUCAACGAGCAGUGGACCGACGGAUACGCCUUCCAGAACCUCAUCAAGCAGCAGGAGAGAAUUAACUCCCAGAGAGAGGACAUCGAGAGACAGAGGAAGCUGCUGGGGAAGAGAAAGCCCUCUCCGUCCGGCACCACCAGCUUCUCGGCCUCGUCCAGCACCACCGUGGCCCAGAGCCUCGCCCUCCUCACCACCAGCAGCAGCAGCAGCGCCAUGGAGCCUCCUACUGCCCCCAACAGCUCCGGCGCCAACAAACGCAAGAGCAAGAGCAACGGCCAGGACAGCGAAGCGUUGUCCCUCGCAGAAUAUCAUGAGCAGGAGGAGAUUUUCAAACUCCGGUUGGGCUAUCUAAAGAAGGAGGAGGCGGAGAUCCAGGCGGAGCUGGAGAGGCUGGAGCGGGUCAGGAACCUCCACAUCAGGGAGCUGAAGAGGAUCCACAACGAGGACAACUCCACAUUUAAAGACCACCCCACUCUGAACGACCGCUACCUCCUGUUAUACCUACUUGGACGAGGUGGCUUCAGUGAAGUCUACAAGGCCUUUGACCUAACCGAGCAAAGAUACGUGGCUGUCAAGAUCCACCAGCUCAACAAGAACUGGAGGGACGAAAAGAAAGAGAACUACCACAAGCACGCCUGCAGAGAGUACAGGAUCCAUAAGGAGCUCGACCACCCCCGGAUAGUUAAACUCUAUGACUACUUCUCCCUGGACACAGACUCGUUCUGCACGGUGCUGGAGUUCUGCGAGGGCAACGACCUGGAUUUCUACCUGAAGCAGCACAAGCUGAUGUCGGAGAAGGAGGGUCGCUCCAUUAUCAUGCAGAUCGUCAACGCCCUCAAGUAUCUCAACGAAAUCCGUCCACCCAUCAUCCACUAUGACCUCAAGCCAGGCAACAUCCUUCUGGUGAACGGCACAGCGUGCGGCGAGAUCAAGAUCACAGACUUCGGCCUGUCUAAGAUCAUGGAUGACGACAGCUACAACUCUGUGGACGGGAUGGAGCUGACCUCGCAGGGGGCUGGGACUUACUGGUACCUGCCCCCAGAGUGUUUUGUUGUGGGGAAGGAACCACCCAAGAUCUCCAACAAGGUGGAUGUCUGGUCGGUAGGGGUCAUCUUCUACCAGAGCCUCUACGGGCGCAAGCCAUUUGGACACAACCAGUCCCAACAGGACAUCCUGCAGGAGAACACCAUACUGAAAGCCAAAGAGGUGCAGUUUCCCCCAAAACCUGUCGUCACCCCCGAAGCUAAGGCGUUCAUCCGGCGCUGUCUGGCCUACCGUAAAGAGGAACGUAUCGAUGUCCGACAGCUGGCCCAGGACUCCUUCCUCAUGCCCCACAUCCGCAAGGCCCUGGCCACCGGAACUGGAGCAGGGCCCCUGUCAUCCGGCUCCACGCCUUCUACCUCCAACACCUACAAUAGCAGUGCCUCAAAUUGAGGGGCCCCUGGCGGGGCCACAUGACUCAAACACCCCUCCGUUCUGUCUGGGAUGGGAGGGGCAGAGGUCAAGGGUUAAUAACUGGACAAUGGAUGGGGUGGAGGAGUUGUACCUGAAGUGCCCUCCCUUUCCUCCACCCCUCCCACCUUCUGGUAUACAACAGAUCAGUCCGUUUCUGCGGUCGGACCCAAUGAAAGCCCACGUCCUUACAAGGGAAAACCUUGCUUGACCAGUUGGCUGACCGGACAGAAAAUGGCCUGAAGUCAAAACGUAGAAAGCGUUUUGUGCAAGUUGUGCCGGUUCUUGGGGGAGAUUUUGAGAAAUGAUUCCAUUCGGUUUGUCUUGAGAGAGGACACAUCUUUUAUCCCGUUUCUCACAAUAAUUGAAUGAAUUAAUCGCCCACACCCAAACCCCCAAUGGUAAACCAUUACAUAUUUAGAAGAGCUCAAAUGAAAUGGGGGUGCCUAUUUCUAAUUUCCAAAUUUUAAGGCAUGUCUAGCUGAUAUAAUGAACGGAUUGAUGAGCUGAAGACCGUCUUCUUUAGGUCUGUCAUGUUUGAUUCAAGCAAUUGAAAUAUGUUUUUGAAAAUUGAACUGGGAGUGGAUUUCUUUAUUUGGAUGGUCUAGUGUAUAUUUUCUUAAGGCUUUGCAUAAAAUGUUUUUCAUUACUGUCAGAGUAAAUGAGUAAAUGUAUACAUGACAGCGACACUGAACAGCAUUGCAUUUAAACAAUUAAACAGACUUUUGGUAUA
Molecule: messenger RNA, 3437 nt
Organism: Esox lucius (northern pike)
Lineage: Eukaryota; Metazoa; Chordata; Actinopteri; Esociformes; Esocidae
Product: serine/threonine-protein kinase tousled-like 2
Exons: 20
Coding region: 512-2686 (724 amino acids)
Biological process (GO): chromosome segregation; peptidyl-serine phosphorylation; intracellular signal transduction
Cellular component (GO): nucleus
Molecular function (GO): protein serine/threonine kinase activity; ATP binding
Source: RefSeq, a predicted model, not a curated record